CUUGUGAAGUUGUGGAAAAGGACUAUUGUUACAGGACCCCAGAGACGACCGGCGAGUCCAGGGAGAGCUGCCCACCUCUGCCCAUCAUCUUUCCUCAUGUGACCAUGUCUGCGUGGACGAUAACGCUGGUCCUGGGCGUGGUGGGUCAGUCCUGGGCCCAGCGCUCAGAGCCCAUGUUUGCAGCGGUCACUCAGAGUGUUCUUCCCCCUGACUAUGAGAACAACCCCACUCAGCUCAACUACGGUGUUGCCGUUACGGAUGUGGAUGGUGAUGGAGAUCUGGAGAUAUUUGUGGCUGGGUACAAUGGGCCAAACCUGGUGCUGAAGUAUGAUAAGAUGAAGAAGAGGCUGGUAAAUAUUGCAGUUGACAACCGCAGUUCCCCGUUCUACGCACUCAGAGAUCGGCAGGGAAAUGCAAUUGGAGUGACCGCAUGUGACAUUGAUGGUGACGGAAGAGAGGAGAUCUAUGUUCUGAACACCAAUAAUGCCUUCUCAGGUCGGGCAACGUACACAGAUAAGCUGUUCAAGUUCCGGAAUGGGCGCUUUGAGGAUCUGCUGAAUGAUGAAAUAAAUGAACACAGAGACGUGGCCAAUCGCAUGGCAGGUCGAUCAGUAGCAUGCAUUGACAGAAAGGGAACAGGACAUUAUGCCAUCUACAUUGCCAACUAUGCCAGUGGCAGCGUGGGACCGCACGCUCUGAUUGAAAUGGAUGAGAGUGCCAGUGACACGUCCAACGGGAUCAUUGCCCUUUCCAACGUGGCGGAGCAGGCCGGGGUCAACAAAUUUACAGGGGGGCGGGGAGUUGUGGUGGGACCCAUCCUCAGCCACACCCUCCCUGACAUAUUCUGCGACAACGAAUACAGUUCCAACUUCCUGUUCCGAAACAACGGAGAUGGGACGUUCACAGAUGUGGCUUCGCAGUCAGGGGUUGAGGAUCCAAUGCAGCAUGGGCGUGGGGUAGCUCUAGCAGACUUUAAUCGAGAUGGAAGGACAGACAUUGUGUACGGAAACUGGAAUGGGCCACAUCGUCUGUUCCUGCAGUUAAGCAAUAAUCGCAAACAAAGAUUUAAGGACAUCGCCUCGCAGAAGUUUUCCAUGCCGUCUCCUGUGCGCACCGUCAUCGCAGCAGACUUCGACAAUGACAACGAGCUCGAGGUCUUUUUCAACAACAUUGCGUACAGAGGGGCAUCAGCAAACAGACUGUUUAGGGUUUCCCGAAGAGAACACGGAGACCCACAGAUAGAGGAACUCAAUGUCGGGGAGGCCGCUGAGCCAGAGGGGAGGGGAACAGGAGCUGUCGUGACUGAUUUUGACGGGGAUGGACAGUUAGAACUGCUGGUAACGCAUGGAGAGAGUGCCGCCCAGCCCAUCUCUGUGUACAAAGUCAGCCAGGGAUCAUCUAACAGAUGGCUGCGUGUGAUUCCACGUACACAAUUUGGGGCUUUUGCACGAGGGGCCAAAGUGGUGGUCUACACUAAGAGAAAUGGGGCUCACACGCGUAUCAUUGAUGGAGGCUCUGGAUACCUGUGUGAGAUGGAGCCUGUAGCACACUUUGGGCUUGGGAAAGACGUGGCCACCAAUGUGGAGGUGUACUGGCCAGAUGGACGCUCCGUGGCCAGGCCAUUGGAGCUCAGUGACCUGAACACUGUCAUGGAGAUCCUCUAUCCAGUGGCUGAGGAGGAAGAAACUCCAGCGGUGGAGAUUGAGUGUGGACAUGGAUUUAUUGUCAAUGAAAAUGGUCGUUGCACAGAUCAGGAUGAAUGCACGCAGUUCCCCUCUGUCUGUCCCACUGAGCGUCCUGUCUGUACCAAUACCUACGGUAGCUUCAAGUGCCGUGCCAACAAGAGGUGUAACCAGGGAUAUGAGCCCAAUGAUGAGGGUACCGCCUGUGUGGCUCAGGUAGCGUACUUUGGUGGAAACAGGUCUUCUGCUUUCAGACUGUGGGCUCCUCACCUCUGGUCACUCUCUCUAACUCUGCUGGCUGUUCUCUCCGCCUGCCUGGAGGCUUGACGGCUUGAUUCCUCUCCUCUACCCUCUCACUGUUACUCCCCCUCUCCUGUGCAUUCUCUCUUCUGUGCUUUGGGAGUCGACUAAGACUGAAACUCUCUGUGGAACUCUUUACUCACUCCCACUGUGGCCCCUGCUGCAUCUCAUUUUCAGCUCUCGCGCCUCACAGACCUGUAGAAUAGACACUGAGCAUGCCCACAGGAACCUACAGGAGAUACUUGUAAAAAAAAAAGAAAAAGAAAAACAUUACAGUCACAUCAGUCAGGCUGGUGAAGUGAGAAAGCCAUCGCAUGUGGAAAGGAAUCAAUCAGACGAAAUGUGGAACAGACAGUUCAUCAGUUCCUGCCACGCCACAUGGUGUAUCCUUUUUACAUGCUGUUUUUUCUUUUAUGAGAUGAAAAAAAAAAUAGAUGAAAAUAUGUGCAAAGUCACAGGAUCAACUUGAAUGAUAAUUGCAGAUUAAUAUUUAAUAUAAUAAUUCAGUCAAUGGCCAAGCUGCUGGUGUUGAUUCAGUCUAAACCAUGUGUGUAUCUAUGUUGCAAAGUUAAAAAAUGAACCUGAAAUUGGAAUCAUGCUGUUCACUGUUUCUAUGGAUGAUCUUUUACUUGCUUGAAGCCUUUGUUGCCACAUUUUUGUAAAUGUCCUUAUGAGAUCCCAAUCAGCUUUUUGUGUUAACCAAAGUGUUUUAUCCAGGACCGAACACUAGUGGGACUGAAAUUGUAUUAAAAAGUGUCCUGAAAGGUUUGGAAUCAACUGAAAUAAUGUUUGAAAUAAGGAUGAGCCAAAUAUUUAUUUAUUUAGAGUUUUUAUAUUGCAGUAUUUGCUCUUUUUGAUUUGUUUUAGCAUGUAAGCUUUGGCUUAAAGCUAUCAAUAGAAAGGAUGGCUCUUUAUAGCCACAACUACCAACAAGUGAUGCUAUCAGUUGAUUUAAUAAGCUCUGAAAAAAAAAGUUAGCUUUGUGGCUAAACUACUCCAGUCCAGCUGAGGCAGAUUGCUGUGUUAGCUUCACAGCUUCAACCUAGCUGUUAGCAUUGUGGCCAAAGCUUUCCAAUGAAGCUGGCAGCUGUGUCUGAAUUUGUUUCAAUUUAAAAGUCCCCUAUAGAAUUUGGAAAUGCUCAUUAAAUUCUGAAGCAGUGUUGAGUCACUACUGUAAAAUUGAUUUUGGAGAAAAAAAAUAUUCUAUAUUAUUUAUUCAAUCGUAAAAAAGUGAUAUCAGUGUUAGGCUUUGAUUUGAGCCAAGAAUUUUCAUUUACACUGCAGCCCUACUUUAAAGUGAAAGUGGUCAUGGAUUUAGUUCUGCUUGCUGCUUGUUGCUGAAAAGCAUUUAGCUCCUAUUGGCCGUGUUCAGUCUGCGACUGCAGCUUUUAAAGCCUCCGAGUGAGACUUGUAGAGAAACCGUUGGAGAUGGGGAACAUAUGCCCAACCAUCUGCUUUAUCCAAGGUUACAGUCCGUAAACACUGAAUAAAACAUGCACAAGUGUCAUCACUACAUAUUCUUGCUCUGACCCAAACUCAGUACACAAAAGAGAUGGGCUGGCAUCAGCUCCAGGAAAAAGGUUACUAGCUCUGAUGUAAUCAUUUAGAAAUCAGUUUAACAUUUAUUCAGUGCGUCGGUGCAGAGGACACACAGUAUAUAGCUCAAAAUACAUGCAGCAACAAACAGGACCGUCAAACCUGUGAAGAAAUUUGCUUCUGAAAUUUUGUACCGAUUACUGUGCCGACAUAUCGCUCAGAUUCCAGCUUUUCAGUUUUCCUAAAUCUGACCUUAUUCAGUGAUGCAUUUCACAGAUACAGUAAUAUACAUUUAAGCUAAAAUCCCUCUUCAUUAAGUAAAGAAAUAAAGCACGUCAUCAUAAGAUGAUAUAUUAGCAUCACAUGGCCCUAUGGUGUCGGAUCUUUUUUCUUUUUUUUUUUUAAUGAAGAUACAAAAGGAGUUACAAAUGUACAGCUGAGGUCAGAAGUUUAUAUAAACUCCACAUGAAUGUCAUGGCAAUAUUGGUCUUUCCUGUUUUUCUUUGAACUGUUCUGUUUUCAGAUCCGAAUACGUUUAAAGCAUCUAUAUUUAAUGCUAAAACAAGUAUUUAAUUAGUUUUAAAAGUCACCAAAACUUGAUUAAGUGUGGAACGGAUAAAGUGGGUCAACAGUAAACCUUUGGUAGUACCUCCCCAGAGUUCUGGUUUGUGAAUUGAUGGACAAAUGUAUUGGACUAUACCAGAUUCCAAACCAGAAUUCUGAUUCAUCACAAAAUAUUAUGCUUCCCCUUUUUAUAUAUUUAAUAAAAAAAAAUAAAGUAAUAAAACCAAGUUCUUGUUGUAUUACUCACAGAUUAGCUCACAGAUGCCUUGUGCUGCACGACAUCCCCCUUUGGAGUUAUGUGGGAAAAGAGCGCCAUCUACCCACCUGGAGGGAGCAAAGCCAAUUGUGCUCUCUCAGGGCUCCGGUAGCUGAUGGCAAGCUACCUGAACAGGAUUCGAAGCAGCAAUCUCCUGCUCAUAGUGACAGUGCUUAACCUGCCCACUCAGAUCCUUGCAACUAAAAAAAAUCCAAUACAAUCAUACUGAGACUUAUACUAAACACCACGGUGACCCAACUGAUAGAUAUUUAUACAAAGACUUAUAAAAGGGAACAAGUGAACUGGAUUGUACAAAGUCACGUGAUUGGGGGGUGGGGUGGAUUAUGGGAAAUGGAGUUCAAAGAGUGAGCAGUGACAGAGGAGAAACCUGAAAGUGUGACUAAUUUUGUGUCUAAUUUUGCCAUGACAUUCAUUUUCAUUACAUCCUACAUAAUUUCCUAGUUGUAAACAUUACUAUACAGAGCUAUCAAAUUUUAUUUCCUGAUAUUUUGGGUGUCUGGGUCUAGCACUAGAUUUUAUCUUUAAAUUAAGGCGUCCUGUUUGUUAGAUAUAUACAGUUUUCUUUAUCUUUCUGCUACAGCAGCUCCAAAGAAACCACAGCGAAAAUGUUCAAAAUAGUAUUUUAACUUGUCUAUUUAAAAUAAAGAGAUACACAUGAAUAAGUAACUUUUUCUUUAUUAGGUCUGCAUUAACUGCACAUUGUAUAUAACCAUUAUUCAGACUAGUCGUUUUAAUCUGUUCAUGAUGAUGCCUAUUUCAUGUUAUGCCUAUUAUUAUCACAUUCAGUGACAUACAGGUUUGGGCAGCUAUAACCUGGUAUUUUUACAAAAUUGACUGACAGUAGGGCAAUGUGUUUUUUUUUUCUUUUCUAUUUCACAUUCUAGAAAUCUGCAUAUAAUGGUUGUCACUAUAUUCAGCAUUCUAAACCAAACAUGGGGCAUAAGCCUUCAAGAAAAGCAUCUAGUGUAGCAAUAGCUGACAGAUGUGGCGUAAACACCAAGCAAUUGAAAUAAUAAUGUACUGGUGACCUAGCUGAUGAAAAAGCUGAUGAUUUCACCCCUCGUCUCCCAGAAGCAAAUAGUGAUGAAAUAAUAUAAUAAAACAAAUCGCAAAAUCGAUAAAAACAUGUUUUUAUUGAAUAUGCAAAUAUGUUCUGGAAAUGUUCCCCUGAUAUUCUUCGCCGGAACAGUAAGGGUCAUUAUCGUCCCGAAUGACAUGUUGAGGUCGGCCUGUGGAAUGAGAAGCUCCCCAUGGUGAGGCUCCUAAAGUGGAAGUAAAUGGAGAAAGCAGGCAAGCCUGUGUUCUGGAGAGAACAGUCGAGUGCGUUGACCUGUAAACAGAUCCAGGCUACGUUCAUAUCUUUCAGAUGUGUUGGACAAAUGUCUGUUUUUUUUUUUUCCAGAAUGAAAUGUUGAUGAAGAUUUCCCUGUAUAAAUAAAAUCUGAAAUCUUUUCUUGCUUG
Astyanax mexicanus (Mexican tetra) is the source of this 5820-nucleotide messenger RNA. RefSeq names its product cartilage acidic protein 1b (gene crtac1b). Bases 105 to 2009 code for a protein of 634 amino acids. Gene Ontology annotation, biological process: axonal fasciculation. The transcript has 15 exons. NCBI's taxonomy places the organism in Eukaryota, Metazoa, Chordata, Actinopteri, Characiformes, Acestrorhamphidae. The record is from RefSeq and is a predicted model, not a curated record. Gene Ontology annotation, molecular function: calcium ion binding.